UUUCAGGGUGGGGGUGGGGGGGAAAAAGCCCCAGACCCCCCGCAGCCCGGGGCGGGCUGGCGCGCGCGAUGGGGCGCCCUGGGGCCGCGGGCGCGAGUGGAGGAUGCUGGGAAGGAGGUAAAAUGGCCACCGGCGGCGGCGCGGAGGAGGAGAGGAAGCGGGGGCGGCCGCAACUGCUGCCCGCCGCGCGCCCCCCGGCCCGCGGCGACGAGGCCGAGGGCGGCCGCGAGAAGAUGGGCUGGGCCCAGGUGGUGAAGAACCUCGCCGAGAAGAAGGGCGACUUUCGCGAGUCGCGCCCCGCGGCGCGGCGGGAGGACGACGGCGGCGCGGGCCUGGCGGCGGCGGCGGCCGCGCUCGGCGACUUCCCCCCGGCCGGCCGCGCGGACCCGACGGGCCGCCGGAGAGAGCCGGCCGGCGAGGUGGCGGCGGACGCGCGCCUGAAGAAGAGCGUGGCCGAAGCGGGCAAGAGGAAGAAAGCCGAGGCGGCGGCGGCGGCGGCGGCGGUGGCCCCGGCCAGGCCCGGCGCGACGGCCGAGGAGGCGGCGGCCGCGGCGGAGCGGGGCGGCCCCGAGGACGAGCCGACGGCGGCGGCCGGCCCCGCGGCGGGCCCCGGCAAGGGCCGCUUCCUCGUGCGCAUCUGUUUCCAGGGCGACGAGGGCGCCUGCCCGACCCGGGACUUCGUGGUGGGCGCGCUCAUCCUGCGCUCCAUCGGCAUGGAGCCCGGCGACAUCUACGCCGUCAUCCAGAUCCCCGGCAGCCGCGAGUUCGACGUGAGCUUCCGCUCGGCAGACAAGCUGGCCCUGUUCCUGCGCGGCUACGAGGAGAAGCGCGAGCACGAGGACUGCUGGGAGAACUUCGUGGUGCUGGGGCGCAGCAAGGCCAGCCUGAAGACCCUCUUCAUCCUCUUCCGCAACGAGACGGUGGACGUGGAGGACAUCGUGACCUGGCUCAAGCGCCACUGCGACGUGCUGGCCGUGCCGGUGAAAGUGACCGACAGGUUUGGGAUUUGGACCGGGGAGUACAAGUGCGAGAUCGAGCUGCGCCAGGGGGAGGGCGGGGUCCGCCACCUGCCGGGGGCCUUCUUCCUGGGGGCCGAGAGGGGCUACAGCUGGUACAAGGGGCAGCCCAAGACGUGCUUUAAGUGCGGGUCGCGCACCCACAUGAGCGGCAGCUGCACCCAGGACCGGUGCUUCAGGUGCGGGGAGGAGGGGCACCUGAGCCCGUUCUGCCGCAAGGGCAUCGUGUGCAACCUCUGUGGCAAGCGGGGACACGCCUUCGCCCAGUGUCCCAAGGCAGUUCACAAUUCCGCGGCCGCCCAGCUCAGCGGCCUGGCCGGGCACUGAGCACCCCACUCGCCUUGCCCCGGUGACCGCGCGGCCGGUUCACCAUCCCCCUCCCCCUCGCUUAAGUGCCAAAACUUUUUUCCGCUUUGACUUAAACCAUGUUUGUCGGAAUCGGUUUUUGAAGGAGCUCUUUUCGAAACCCGUAAGGGACGUGUCUGCCUCAAACCGAGUUUACUCCGUUUCGGCCUUUUUUCGUAAGGGCCAUUGAGAACUGUAGUGUACAGAUAGUGCCCCUCCGGUCCCUGUUUUUUAAUUUUGUUUUUGUAUUUUGGUGUGCUUUGUUUAUUACCUCUUUGGUACAUUUUUUUUUUUUUUACUUCCCAUAACUUGUCUUCUCCCAGGACUUUCUCGCCUUUGGGGGCCUCCUUGCUCUUACAAGCCCAGCGGGGUAGGCUUUCCACCAGUUUGUUGAAUUGAGCCUGGUGUCCACUCACUUCUGUGCGAGUGUCCACCUUUUGCCGCUCUCUCCCCCUCCCCUGUUAAUUUGCUGCUUCUAACGUGGUCUGAGAGUUCGUUCAACCCAGUGUUGUUAGAAGUGUAUUAUAAUCUGAAUCAAUAAGCUCAGAAUGGUGGCCAAGGGGCCUCUCUUACAGCAUAAAAAUUAGUGGAUUUGUGACAGCUCUCUUGGUGGCCCAGGAGCCAUGUUUUAUGUAAUCAUGGAAGCUACAUGUUACUUGAUGGAAAGAAGCAAAAAAUAAAAAAACUUUUUUUAAAAAGUCCAGGCCAACCCCCACUGUCUGAUGGAGGGAGCAAGCCUGGAGUGGUUAAGUGCCUGGGUCCCCAUGGCACAGCUGUCUGGUGCCAGAUCUAGCCCAGAGUUCCCUGACCCCAAAGUCGGUGCUCAUCCCACUACCUCUCACACUUCACAACAUUUUCCUCAAAGCUUGCAGGCCCAGCAAGUCUGAUCGCUUUAAAGAGCCCAGAGGGGUGCUAAGAAAUUGUCGGGGGGGGGGGGGGGGGAGUUUGCUAAACUGGGGCUUCUGAGUAUUCAGGAGCCAGGGAAGGGACCAAGGAAUUUGAUCCAGGGUGUACCCAUUGCUGCCUGGGGUACCAUAUCUGGAUUAGCGUGUGUCAGGACCUUAGGUGCCUUACCCUUUCCUGUUCAUUGUUCUUGGUGAGAGGGAGGUGCUCCUGAGUUAAAAUACCUACCAAAGGUUUACAUUUAUUUGAGCCUUAGCCUUGCAGCUGGAAAUCCCAGAGAUGCUGCUACCUGGAGCUCUCUGCAGCCUCCCAAGUCUGAAGACAGAGGCGUUUCCAACCCAGAAUUGGAGCUGAGCUGGUAGCUCUAAAAUUUUCUUGCGAAACAGGCCGAGCAAGAGGGUAUCGGGUCAACUGUGUUGUCAAAUAGAAAAGCCAGUGUGCUCACUGCUUUUCUUACAGUUACUGUCUUUUCUUUGCUUAAUGUUUUGCUAUUUCCUUUUGGCUUAGAAUGUAAAAUCGAUUGUUAAAAGUUUUGUUCCAAAUAAAUAUUUAUCUUUUGUAUUGCUAA
Sorex araneus (European shrew) is the source of this 2832-nucleotide messenger RNA. RefSeq names its product zinc finger CCHC-type containing 3 (gene ZCCHC3). Gene Ontology annotation, cellular component: cytoplasm. Lineage: Eukaryota; Metazoa; Chordata; Mammalia; Eulipotyphla; Soricidae. Gene Ontology annotation, molecular function: RNA binding; double-stranded DNA binding; zinc ion binding. The record is from RefSeq and is a predicted model, not a curated record. Gene Ontology annotation, biological process: detection of virus; cellular response to exogenous dsRNA; activation of innate immune response. The transcript has a single exon. The coding region runs from base 69 to 1343 and encodes 424 amino acids.